This is a messenger RNA of Vigna umbellata (rice bean), 1721 nucleotides long. Lineage: Eukaryota; Viridiplantae; Streptophyta; Magnoliopsida; Fabales; Fabaceae. The record is from RefSeq and is a predicted model, not a curated record.
GCCCUCUCUCUCUUCAGGUCAAUGCUCUCUUCCUCCCCACCCGUCUCCCCGGACUCUUUCACCUUCCCAUUCCUUCUCAAGUCCAGUGCCAAGCUAUCGCUUCCAAAUCUGGCUCUUCAGAUUUACUCUCACGUUAUAAGAAGUGGGUUUGAGUCAAGUGUCUUUGUUGUAAACGCUCUUUUGCAGUUUUAUUUUGUUCUCAGGGAUGCCCCCAAUGCGUGCAAGAUGUUCGAUGAAAGUCCUGUGAGGGACUGCGUUUCAUAUAACACGAUGAUUAAUGGGCUUGUGCGUGAGGGUCGUGCUGAUUGUUCUCUGAAGGUUUUUGGGGAAAUGAGAGGGAAUCGUGUCGAGGUUGAUGAGUAUACCCUCGUUGCCUUGUUGUCCGCUUGUUCGUCCUUGGAGGAUAGUCGAACUGGGAGAGUGGUGCAUGGCUUGGUGUAUAGGAUAUUGGGUUGUGUAAAUGAGAAUGAGUUGUUGAUGAAUGCUCUUGUUGAUAUGUAUGCGAAAUGUGGGUGCUUGGAGGUGGCUGAGAGAGUAGUGAGAUGUGGGCAUGGAAAGAGUGGGGUUGCGGCUUGGACUUCUUUGGUAAGUGCAUAUGCUAUGCGCAGAGAAGUUGAGGUUGCUAGAAGGUUGUUUGAUCAAAUGGGUGAAAGAGAUGUGGUUUCUUGGACGGCCAUGAUUAGUGGUUACUGUCACUCUGGGUAUUUUCAGGAAGCAUUGGAGCUGUUUGUGAUGUUGGAGGGUUUGGGGAUGGAACCGGAUGAGGUUGCUGUGGUUGCCGCUCUUGCAGCGUGUGCGCGGCUAGGGAGCCUUGAGAUGGGAAGAAGAAUUCACCACAAGUAUGAUGGUGGAAGUUGGCAGCGUGGUACCCUCAGGGGGUUCACUUGUGCUGUUGUGGAUAUGUAUGCCAAGUGUGGAAGCAUAGACACUGCUUUGGAUGUGUUCAGGAGAACAAGUGAUGAUAUGAGAACUACUUUUCUCUAUAACUCUAUUUUGUCUGGCCUUGCUCAUCAUGGUCUUGGUGAACAUGCUAUGGCCGUGUUUGAGGAGAUGAGGUUGCUCGGUUUAAAACCGGAUGAGGUCACAUUUGUGGCACUUUUAUGUGCUUGUGGGCAUAAUGGUUUGGUCGAUGAUGGCAAGAGGCUGUUUGAAUCCAUGUUGAGUGUGCAUGGUGUCAUUCCUCACACGCAACAUUAUGGUUGCAUGGUUGACCUUCUUGGUAGGGCUGGACGAUUGGAUGAAGCAUAUUGUUUGAUUCAGAAUAUGCCGUUCAAGGCCAAUGCUGUGAUAUGGAGAUCACUGUUGAGUGCUAGCAAAAUUCAUGGGGAUGUGGCAUUGGCUAGACUUGCGAGCCAUGAGCUUCUUGCGAUGGAGCGUGAUCAUGGAGCCCGUUAUGUGAUGCUAUCUAAUGUGCUAACUCUCGUGGGAAAGCAUGAUGAAGCCGCAAGUGUGAGAAAGGCAAUUGAUGAUGUUGGCAUCCAGAAGCCACCUGGUUGGAGCUAUGUGGAAAUUAAUGGAGCCCUUCACAAGUUUCUGGUUGGCGACACGUCUCACCCAGAAGCCAAAGCAACUGAGCUGAUGCUCAGGAACGUUGACAUGGGACUUAAAACUACUGGGCAUGUUAUCAGUGAAUAUAAGGUGAUUUGAUGUAGAUUAAGAACAUUUAUUUAGGUAAAUAAUUUAAUUAUUUCUUUAUUUAAUAAAAUUAUCAAAUGAGAGCA